This is a messenger RNA of Suillus fuscotomentosus, 2105 nucleotides long. Its product is annotated as WD40-repeat-containing domain protein. The record is from RefSeq and is a predicted model, not a curated record. NCBI's taxonomy places the organism in Eukaryota, Fungi, Basidiomycota, Agaricomycetes, Boletales, Suillaceae. The transcript is spliced from 5 exons. The coding region runs from base 166 to 1689 and encodes 507 amino acids. Gene Ontology annotation, molecular function: protein binding.
CUCGUGUUUCAGAACUUAGUCUAAAGCACAGCCAGCAUCCGAUCAUCUCGAGUCAGAUGACCAACCUACAACAUAUAUAACAACACGCGCAGCUUGCCAGAGGCUGCCAGGCGAGAGACAAUAGACAACCUGACUGGGCACCCAUAUGAUACUAGUAGCCGAGUUAUGGCUGCCAGGUCCAUUCCAAGGCAGAUCCGUCAGCUUCCUCCAGCCCCUACGCCUCCGAAGCAGAACUUCGAGGGCCAUGCGAGAGCUAUUCGGGACUUCGUAUUCUUGCACGACAACAUUCACAUCGUGACUGGUUCAGAGGACGGCACGAUGCGCAAGUGGAACUACGACACAGGACUUCUUGUCGGGAAACCUUGGAGUGGGGAAGGUGGAAGCAUAUAUACACUGGUGCUAUCACCGGACGGCAAGACGAUUGCGUGCGGGAGGGCAGAUGGGACCGUUCAGCGAUGGAACACAGAUGGAAAGAUGAUGCUUGAAGGUACUUGGACAGGUCAUAGCGACUGGGUGCGGUCGCUUUCAUGGUCUCCUUGCGGAGGUCAUAUUGCCAGCGGGUCCGAUGAUGGAACAAUCCUCAUUCGAAGAGUGAAAAGCGGAAUAUCAGAAGUUGGCCCAAUCAAGACGAAGCAGUACCGGGUGUGUGCUCUUGCAUAUUCACCUUCCGGAAACAGAAUAGCUUCAGGCGGGUGGAACACAACGAUUUGCAUAUGGGACAGCAAGACCGGCGAGCUUGCUCUCGGGCUCAUCCAAGACCUAGGUUAUGAAGUGACGUCGGUGGUGUGGUCGUCGGACAGUACAAAGCUCUACUCCGCAUCUGACAAAUUAGCACGUGUCUUCGACAGCACCUCAGGCGCACUACUCCAUUGUUUCCAGCAUGACGAUAUCUUGUAUUCCAUCGCACUUUCACCCACAUACAAUGUCCUGGUGCUUGUACAGCUAUGGGACACAGAGUCCCACCAGCUACUUGGACAGCCAUCUGUCCAGAAUCGCCAAAUCCUUUGCUGUGCAUCGUUUUCUCGAGACGGGAGAUACCUAGCAUGUGGCGGGCAUGACAGGACGCUCGCUAUGUGGCCUGUCAACGACAUAGCUUCCCAGCUUAUAGCAAUUACAAAGUCACCAUGGGGUGAUCAUGUCGCUGACGAGGGACACAACGAUUCAUGUGACUCAUUUCCCUGGUAUUAUUCUCAGAAAUCUCUUCCACCGGAAUCAUAUGUCACCCGUCUCUCCCACCCAUCUUUCAUUCGCCGUUUGUGGAACAUCCUUUCACGAGAACGCCCCAACCGUAGUUUCUUCGCUCGUCGUGCUCGCUCAAAUCCGCCUGUAACUAUCCUACCCAGCCAACCGACAACAGCAUGGAAGGUCAGACUAGAAGAAGACGAUUUGGAGGAAGAUGACAAAGAUGAUACGGGAACAAGCAAACUACGAGAAUGUGGAAGCAAGCAAGGGAAUGACUCUCUUAUCGACAUCCAGGGCCCACCUCCCUAUGAUCUCACUCCCUAUACUGAGCUCCACAGCGAAGGACAUAGAAACUCCUGGAGACGGAUAAUGCAGAGCCCACCUCCCUAUAAUCUUGCUCCCCUUGCUGAGCUCCGCAGCGAAGAGAAUAGAAGCUUCUGGAGACGGCUAUGCACAUUUGAGCGAAGGAGCCUAGUUCCAUCAAAUCGGCUCCAGGAUUUGAGCUAAGUUUCCGUUUUCUCGUUAAGUUUGUGAGCUACUGGACAUCGUCACACAUUCCCCAUCACACUCAUUUUUGCGCCACCUCACAUACCAGCCAUGGCUCAGAUUCUGACUUGAUAUCUAUUCCCUAUGGAUGCCAUCAUUUUGGUUUUUUCUAUUAUUCUAUUCGGCUUGGGGCUCUUUUUUUUGUUCCGCUAGAUGUCGGACUCGUCAUGUUCCAUCACUAUCCUUUUUACACUCUUGACGGUGUAUCUAUACUCUAUUCUGGCAUUGAAUGUACACGCAUUCCACUACGUAAAUGUACUACUAAUUAUUAGCCCUCGAAUAGUUCGAACCAGCUUCCAGUCCCUAAGCGAAUUGUGCAUGCGUCGCAAGAGUGCCGAAUUUAGUGAGUCUUUCGUAGUAAUAUCGUUACCAGCUCG